This is a messenger RNA of Hydatigera taeniaeformis, 6804 nucleotides long. The record is from the annotation of a GenBank genome assembly. Lineage: Eukaryota; Metazoa; Platyhelminthes; Cestoda; Cyclophyllidea; Taeniidae.
AUGGUAGUAUUUUGGAGAUGUUUUCACCGAAAAGAGCGUGUCAACACUAACACCUCCGCAUUAGCCGAUGCACAAAGUAGCCUUGAGAGGGAGAAGUUUUACCGUCAACGUCGCAAUACUGCUCGCGCGCGCAUGCGUCUCCUUCGAUGGAUUGUGUGGAUGGACUUUGCUGGCACAACCACGCUUCAUGGACCGGCCCACCUCUCCACCACUCGAGGAAAAACUCGCAUCUACUAUUCCUUAGUAGUGACUCUCUGUUCUAUCUUUUUUAUAUUUCACACCGCCCAUCUGAUUCGGCAUUUCAAGGCCUAUCCCAUCCUCACUGCCAUUAAGUAUGAUAACAUGGACUUUCAGUAUCCAGACAUCACAUUAUGUCCACACAGUCCCUUUACAGACGCUCAAGUGUUCGCCGACAAUGAAACCUCUGCACCAAUAGAGCGAGUCUACGCCAUGGCGAAGGAAAAGUGGUGGCGAAAUCCUGACGUUCUUAACAUGUCCCCUAACGCCUACAUUAAACGAAGCCUUCUUGGGCAGUUCUAUCGAAACUCCUUGAAACUAGGGAAACGAUUAUUCGAUCAUGUUAUAUUUUGUGAGUUAAACGGGGUAGACUGUUUGGACCAAUUUCUAGUGACUGAGCAUCCAGUAUAUUACCGAUGCUUCACAUUGCGUAUCAAACGAAAUCCACCAUUUCCGGCUGGACCGACACACGGAGUACAAAUUGUGCUGCACCGAGGCUCGAGAAAUGCUCAACCGCUGCUAGUGCUAGACGAAAACGAACCCUUCCUCGUGCAAUCAAAUGUGGCACCCCUCAACAAGAGCAAUCUGCGUCCCAACGCUUCGCUAGAAGCAACUUUUACGACUAAAGACGGAUUUUAUGUGGUUUUCCAUGAGCACAAAACAUUUCCAAAUUAUCCUCUACAGAAUAUGGCCAACGGACUAACUCUGCGCUACGGUCGAUUCACAAGAAUUGGGUUGUCAUCAAUGGACUUGAACUCUAUUAAUCUUGAGAGGCGUCCCUGUCUAUUCUCAAAACACAUUCCAAAAAUCCAGCUAGCCAGACAUGAUCGCAUGUCUGACAGUAACUUUAAAUCGGACAAACCUAAGGAGGAUGAAACAUUAUCAGAGUUUGAGUACACUCAACAAUCGUGUCUGGCAAAUUUCCGGCAGCUUCUGACCCAAAAAGAGUGCGGAUGUUUCUCUGACGCCUAUUCCAUUCCCUACAGCGCACGGCAUAUAGGGCUAAAAUACUGCCUCGAUGUCGAGCAGAGUUCUAGCAAUGUCAUCAAGAUGCCCGAAAUUAUUGCCUGUGUUCAUAAAAUAGAAAAUAUGACGGAUGCUGAGAUCGUGAAAUCUGUGGUACCCACAAUUCCCGGUGAUGGAAUAAAAGGAUGUCCGCUGCGCUGCGACCAGAGGGACUUUCAUGUGCAUCUACACUACUCCUCGGACCUAAAGCAAGACUUUACUCCUGAGCGAUUCAUAACAUACUUUGAGCGUGUGCAACUUCUGAGCACGAAUAAUAGCUUCACGCCGCAUAUACAGUUGAACGGCCAAAAGAUUAACUCAACGGAGCUAAUUUUUCUGGACAUCAGUCCCAUUUCUGAAGGCGUUAGUCAAGUGGUAGAAGAUCGCGCGUACACAGUGAUUCAACUUCUAAGCGAACUUGGUGGUGUUUCGGGCUUGUAUGUCGGCAUAACGCUCUAUACCUUAGCGGAGCUGUUUGAUCUUACAGUGCGCUUCCUUAUGCUUUUUGUUCCAUACAUUUGGUAUCAGUUUCGUUAUAAAAGGCAAAAAGAACAGAACAAAAGUUUUCAAGCCCUGAUGGAACAACUUGCUAUUUUACCUCAAUCGAGUGUACAUAUGUCAGACACUCAGGAUACGUUGGCUGUUGAACGCUUCGAAGCGUUGAUGUCACAAUGGCGAUCCGAGCGAAAUCAAGUAGGAUACGUCCCUGUGGAAAUACUAACUCAACUGGCUGAGCUCUUUGAGGAGCAAGUCAACAUUUACUAUCAUGCCGAUCCUGAUCCUCUGGAUGAUAGACAUCCCCUGCGAGCCCAAAGCAAAUGCGAAUUUGGACUUCUAUUGCGUCUUAUCUCCGCCCACGACACCUUUUUUAAUCGUCUUACAGAAUAUCUCUGCUGCAGCGAUGACCCCCAAAAUCCCACUGUUCGAGCUGCAGCUCGUCUUCUGUGUUGCAUCCAACUCGGUGUCACUAUCUCGGUAACAGUUUCGGAAACGGACAGUACCGUGAAUUCCUUGUACAAGUUUGCCUUCAGUGAUGCCGAACCAACUAAUUGCUAUGCUCUUCUCAUUCUUGGUUCCAUCCUCGACAACGCGGAAUUGUUGUUCGUUACAAAACAGCGGAACAUUGAUUUAGUAAGUCUCAUAGAAAUUAUUGUAGCUCUUCAGGUGUCCGUUGUCCUUGAAAGAAUGGCGACCUACACGACAGCCCUCGAUCAGGACAUCGCUCAACAUCCUACCCCAAAUAAUGACAGAGACUUUAGCCGCCGGUUGGGUUCCUUCUCUUUGGAACCGCUAAAUUGGGAAACUAAGUUGCGACUCUGUAUGACAUACCUCACAUCUUUAGCGGAGUAUCAAGACAUGAUGCCCUUCAUGUACGACGGAGGCGUGUUGAAAUACGUCUACCUUUUCUUAGAGCCAAAGUACUCAUCGCGUGACGUACGUCUCACUUUUGAGGCACUACGUCUAUUGGCCAAUCUCCUAUGUCACCGGUGCAUCCAUCUAGAUUUUGUCGAGUCAGAGGGAUUGGAAUUAUUGAUGAAGGUGCCUAGACCUUCAGUUGCUGCUACUGCUGUUGGUGUAGUGAUGUAUUACACUUCGUACUUCGAAGACGCCAUGGAAAGGAUGUGUACUCUUAGACCAAAGUUGUUGGAGGAUUUGAUGUCGUACGCUUUGUGGCUAGUGGAGUGUUCACAUCCCUCGGCGCGCUGUUAUGCUCUCUACUUUCUCAACAUUGCCCUCUGUUAUGGCGCCUUUUUCCGGAUAUUCACUGCACGCAAUGGUCUUCGCUAUCUUUUCAAUGCUCUUUGCGUGUUGCCAAUCCGUCUGACAGAGGAUCAGACCAACGUUCAAAAGGAUACGGCCUCAUGGCAUGUAGUGCGCGCCAGUCUCCUCACAAUACGGCGUUAUCUGGACAUUAGUCUCCUCCGUUGGAUCGAUUCUCUCGAUCCCUCCUUGGCGGGAGUCUUUGACGAACCACCGAAGUUGGUUUUAGCUGCCGGAAGCAGGUUGAUUAGCUACACUACGGAGCAGAUGAACCGUCUCAUCGCCCUGGUGGUCUCACGCAUGCGUCCCUCCACAGUCUUUCCACCCAUCCUCGAGCUCAACACUUUGGGUGCUAUUCCAGUGCUUUACCGUAUAAUUGCUCGCAACGCCUACGCUCACGCCAACUGGCCUGGGCGCAAUGAGUGCACUCGGCUAGCAGUGGAUAUCCUUAACGUUAUGUGUCUCUCUGCCGAUUUGGCUGAGGAGAUCGUGGCGACAGACGUCUACUCUUUCCCCGGUGGUUCCAGCUUCUCUGGUAUUCCUCCUCUCCGUGUUUUUCGUUCGCCCCGACGCAGGGGUCGAAAUUUUGUGGAAAUUAUCACUGAUGAGGUUGAUUAUGACGAUGAUGAUGAGGACCAGGACGAAGAGAACCCUGCUGGAGAUGGUGGCGAAAACGUCGAAAUCAACGAGGCGAAUGGCGAGGACGAUGACGAGAUGGGCGUGUUGGCAGGCAGUGGCCCCCAUUUGCCCCCCAGUCUGCAUCGAGGCACGGCAGAGUUGGCAAAUUCUAAUUCUGCGCCUCCUUGGAGGACUAACAAUGGUAGCAGUAAUCCUACAAGGAGGGGAUCUGGCCAUGGCCGAAGAUCUGCUCAAUCUGCCGGAAAUUCGCGUCGGGAUUUUGAUCGUUUGGCUGAUGAGCCGUCUUCUGAGGAUCAUGUCAAUGGUCUUCUCAUGUUGAUCACGCUAAUCCGUGACGACGAUGGUUGGGAUGUGGCGGUACAGAAGGCCAUCCUUUCUUUCAUCGGUACGCUUGUCUACCGCCCCCUCGAUGAGCGAGAGCACCCCGAUCAACCGGUUCUCGCCAGCAGUGUGAUGCCUCCAAACACCUUCUCCAUCGAUCUCAAUGACAGCAUCUUUGUUACACCUAAGAAAUGUGGCAUGCCAUCUGGUCUCUUGGUUCGCGGUAGCAGCUCUCGAAAGCGGAAAUUAGAUGAGUUUCAUUCCGUCGGUGAAGACUCCUUCUCACCUGUUUCACAGUGCAAGAGCCUCGCUCUCACCACCCCCGAAAGUUCUCGUCCACAGCGUUGUUCUCAUGGCAAACCCUCGAGCACCCCGAAUCCUACAACCUCUGCUCCAUCAGUUCUUUUGCGACAGCAGAUGCGCUUGUGGUGUGCAGUGCGUCGGCAGCACGGAUUGAUGUUUCUUCUGCAUCAGUUGGACGUCACUCAGCCCAUCUCGGAAGCAGAUAGCAUACGGACUCUUGCUUGUCGUGGACUUGUGGGAAUGGCACGUAGCGAGGAAGUGCGGUCGAUGCUCGCGAAGUUGCCGCUGUUCACUAAGUCGCAGCUACAGCUGCUGAUGAAGGAGCCUAUCUUGCCAGAUCGAAUGGUGGAACACGCAGAGUUUUGUCGCUAUGCUACACUCCUCAUGCGCCUCGUGUUAGGCAGCCUCUCCGAUGGCAGUCUCACCGACGGUGAUAUGUCAAUGGACCGGGUACGACGUGCCGUCAUAGUUGCACGUACUCGCAUCCAGUGGGACCAAGAGGAGCUGCUGGAACUUAUCUGGCGCCAUCUCCAGACUAAAGGCCUCCAUAAGUCAGCGGCUGUUCUGCAGCAGGAGGCACGGCUGAGGUUGGGCAAUUCAUUGCCACAUCAACUGCCGUUAUUCAGUCAUGACGUCGACUCGGAUUCGGAGCCUCCUACACCCACCGCCGCUGUCAACACCACUACUAACAGCAUAGACGUUAGUACGCCAACCUUGAAGGUUAACAAGCUCAAAUCUCUUACAAACUCCUCCUCUAGUGCUCCAAAGACCUUAAGAGACCGACUGGAACGCACUCCCUCCCAUAAGCAACAACUCCAACUGUCUCAAACUGGCUGUACCAUGAUGUCUGGUAGUAGUGGUGGUGGCGGUGGUGGCAACAGCAUCACCACCCCCGCCACUGGCAAUGUCGGUGCUGUCAGCGUUGGUGGCAGCAACGCUACUGGAGAGGCUGGGGAGAUGACACUCUCUAAGAUAGUGGAAUCCUUCCUCAUGCAUCAACACGCCCAAUGUCCAUACCCCGUCUCUGUGUGUCCUCGUUUCUCCCUCCACCAUCCACAUCGUUGUCCUGAACCUCGGAUUGAUACGUGGCUCGGUCCAAUUGCUGGUGUUCCUAGUCUAGUGGUAGCUCGCGAAUCUCUUGCUGGGUGCCACCGCAUGCGUUGCGCUCCGCGUCGUUUCAUCCGCCGCUUUAUUCACAGUCGCUUUAUGCCCAUCUUCACCGUACGAGAUCUUGAUAAUGACCUCUACACAGCGGCUGCAUUUGGACGUGGCAGUGAAUUGGGCGAAGGGGACGAUGGUCUCUUUCUGGGCACUUCGUCAGGUUCCGUGUGUUGGGUUAACGUGGAGGAGGCGGGGUUACCAGUUGAGUUGUUCCGAGCUCAGACCUCCCCUAUCUCUCGGUUGGAGCACGCACGCGACGGGCGUCGGCUUCUGGUUUGUACAAAUUGGGGCGAACCGGCGCUUCUUGUGGCACGACUGGAACAGCGGGACACUGAUUGUGGAAACACUAACAGCGCUUCUGCUCCCUUCUAUUCCAAUCCGGAUAGGCCUGUGUAUGCGCUGUUGCUCGCACUAGAAAUGCGAUUUGCUGCAGAUUCUGGGCGAUAUGCUGAAUUCAGUCGAUCAGGAACGCAAAAUAUGCUGGUUGCUACUGACGGAAAAAUAGCCAAAAUUUUCGAUUUGACCACGGGCGAGCGGAUCAUUGACCUCUUCUCUUCAGUGAAACAGAGCAACUACUUAAUGAACAAAGCCACUUUCUCCGUAGACGACCACCUUGUUUUAAACGAUGGUGUCGUAUGGGAUAUCCGUUGUCCUGGUUCAGGCAGCACAACGCGUCCAGUGCACAAAAUCGACAAAUUUCAGGACGUCGUUUCCGGAGUUUUCCAUCCAAAUGGCCUCGAAAUUGUGGUUGGAUCUGCGGUCUGGGAUAUGCGUACUUGGCGUCUCCUUCAUACGGUUCAAGCUCUGGAUAAACUGGAGGCCACAUUCUCGGAAAAUGCCGAAGUCAUUUAUGCCGGCAGCUUUGGUAUGGACUUCGACGAUCCACUGGAUGAAAUCGUUCAGAGUGGUCGAGCUGCUAUGCAGAGCAUGUUCCGUACCGUUGACGCUCUCGACUAUAGUCUUAUCGCUUCAGUAGACGUGAAACAUCGGAUCGAACAACUGGCUGUGGAUAGGAGGGGUUUACGCUUGGCUCUUGUUGAAAAAUUGGGCGACAAAAAUGUAGAUGAAUCCCUCAGUCAGUGCCGAAUCUAUUCCAUUGGACAGAAACGCUCCAUUCGGGAGUUGGAGACUGAGGAUGAUGAUGAUGAAGAAGUUGAAGAUCGUCAUGAUGACGACGACGACGAUGAUGAUGACGAUUACGUUCACAUUCCUCUAUCCUCUUCUCCUACCUCAGUAGUCACGGACGAGGACGGAGAGGAUGACGAGGAGGAUGAGACAAUGUCGGAGGGAAGUUCAGAAAGCAGUGUCGGUGGAUCUGAGUCCUCUUGGGAGACCGAGGAAGAAAUGGAAGUUUCCUCUUUCCCAGAGGAGAACUAA